UGAUGGGACUCUGAGACUCAUUUGUGUCUGGUUCUGCGGUGGCAAGAGUAGUUUGACCAUUCAUGUUGACCAACCUACAAUUAGAUUUAGCUUGCUGACUUACUUUAGAUAUUUUUGAAGUAACGUCACUUGUAUGUUCUUUGUGCUUGCCUGGAGCUAUUUGUCUGUGUUCUUAUUUUAGACAGAUAGACUUAAUUGCAGUGCUAAUGUAAACCCAUAUUCUCAGGCUUUGACAUUUCCUUAUUCGUUGCAGUGUAGUACUUGGGUAUCUUGCUAGAAUUAGCCAGCAACUUGCUGGCUUGGAGGAGUGAAAUGGCAACGGUUACUGUUCCAGCAAAUACCAGUGUGUUUCUGCUGGAUAUCGAAGGCACUACCACACCAAUCACCUUUGUAAAGGAUAUACUGUUUCCAUAUAUUAAGGAGCAUCUUGAGGAUCAUUUGUCAGAUCACUGGGAAGAGGAUGAAUGCAAGCAGGACGUGCAUCUUCUAAAGAAACAGACAGAGGAAGAUCACAGACUGAACCGAGCAGGCCCAGUGCAUGCUGUGGACCAGACGGUGCACACUGACGAGGAAAAGGCCAUCCGAGAGGUAGUGGAGAAUGUCCUGUGGCAGAUGGCCGCCGACAGGAAGACCACUGCACUGAAACAGCUGCAGGGGCACAUGUGGAGGGUUGCGUACAACACUGGGAAAAUCAAAGGCGAAGUGUACCAGGAUGUAGUACCAGCCAUUAGAGGAUGGCGAAGGCAGGGGAUGAAGGUCUACAUCUACUCCUCAGGGAGUGUGGAGGCACAGAAGCUGCUCUUUGGAUACUCAGUGGAAGGAGAUAUUUUAGAUCUCUUCGAUGGUCAUUUCGACACAAACAUUGGGGCUAAAGUGGAGAGCAAAAGCUAUGAGAGGAUCGCAGAACGGAUAGGAUGCACGCCUGAAGAGAUCAUGUUCCUGACGGACGUCACAAGAGAGGCGAAGGCCGCCGAGGAGGCGGGCCUGAACGUGGCGGUGGUGCUGAGGCCAGGCAACCUGGAGCUGACGGAGGAGGAGCAGGCCCACUACAACACCGUAACCUCCUUCAGCCAGCUGGAGCUCAGCGGCAGACCUUAACAACGACACCGCAGAGACCUGCACGACUUGUCCUCGUCUAGCGUUCCCUUUCCUCAGUCUCUCUCGCCAACAUUUCCUUUGGAUGACUUUUCGUAUUUUUCUUUCCUUCUUUGUUUUGUUUUUUUAUUAAGUCCUUAUUUAUGUGGAAAGGUAAAGUGGUCUCAGAUACUGUUCAGUGAAGGGAUGACAAAAAGAGGCCGCGUUUGAGAGAAGCGGCGAGGUUAGCACAGUGCUACCACAGAACCUGCCAUAAGGAUGUGUGAGGUGAUCGUAAUGUGCCAGUUCUUUGGUUCCACUUAUGAAUAGAAGUGUUUGAAGGAGGAUCCAGGUGGCAAGUGCCAAACACGUCUUAGUCAAAAUUCCCUGGUUUCAACCAGGAUUUCUGUCAGUCCUAGAAGACAGUAGUAUAAAAUCAGUGUUUUGUCUGUGUGUGUGUGUAUUAUGCGAGUAGGGAUCCCUCACAUUCAUUCCUCCAUUCGUCUUAAUAGUCAUCUUCCUUAUUGGCGCAACUUCAUUGUAUUCUAAAUCCAUGUUCAUAGUAAAUUGAGUGGAUGCUCUGUCUAUGUGACCAAUACCACAUGAGUGAAUGUUUUGUACGUCUCGUGUGUGUGUUGGAGUGGGAGCAUACUGUUUGCAUGACAUGGUCAUGUCAAAAUUACAUUGAUUUGUAGCAGAGAGUGUCCAGCAAACUAUUUGUAGCACUGAAAUUAUGCAGACAUAAUGGCUCCAGAUCACGUUCACAAGUCCCCUGAAUGAGGACACAAUAGUCUGAAACAGGAGUCACUGUGAAGCAACUUAUUUGCGCCAACGUUUUAAUAAUCUGAAAUAUUACAAAGGUUGUCAUUACAUUUUUUUUUAAGUAUCAAGAACUUGUAUCUACAGUGUUAAGUUUGAUUGGAGUACUGUAUUGUGUCUUUUCUUUGUUCUUUUGGAAGAUCAAGAAUGUGAGUUUGUUAAAAGUCUAAGACUGUAUGCAUUUGUGUUCUUCUCAGUGGCACUGGAUACACCUGUGAGAUUUUGCAAAUGGGAAGUAAACGCAUGGAAAUCAGCCUAGUC
This is a messenger RNA of Sardina pilchardus (European sardine), 2154 nucleotides long. RefSeq names its product enolase-phosphatase 1 (gene enoph1). Lineage: Eukaryota; Metazoa; Chordata; Actinopteri; Clupeiformes; Clupeidae. The coding region runs from base 313 to 1098 and encodes 261 amino acids. The transcript is spliced from 6 exons. The record is from RefSeq and is a predicted model, not a curated record. Gene Ontology annotation, molecular function: acireductone synthase activity; magnesium ion binding.